Molecule: messenger RNA, 13636 nt
Organism: Petromyzon marinus (sea lamprey)
Lineage: Eukaryota; Metazoa; Chordata; Hyperoartia; Petromyzontiformes; Petromyzontidae
Gene: CNR1
Product: cannabinoid receptor 1
Biological process (GO): G protein-coupled receptor signaling pathway
Cellular component (GO): membrane
Molecular function (GO): cannabinoid receptor activity
Source: RefSeq, a predicted model, not a curated record
AGAGACAAGGAGACGUUAAGGAAACAAAUGCUUGAGCUUUGACGGCAAUGAGAGUGACAGCCGGAGAAACGUCAAGCAGGAGCGUGGAACAUAAAAUCUGUGAAACAAAAACGUUUUCGUAAAACAUGAAGAUGAGAAGUGGGCAGAAGGCACUCCGAGGAAAGAGCAAAGCACUCGGGGUCGAGCAAGCACGGCGCAGAGCAGGGAGCGGGGAGUCACCAGGGGUUAGAGAUUAAAAUCGACAAUAUCGCAGGUACAAUUACAAUGCAAAUGGUAGCCAGAUGCAGGAAGGAAAUCUCUAAAGAAAAAGGGAACCAUUUUUUUUUUUAAUGGAAUAUCGCUUGGGCAACAACAAAAUAAAAACACACGGGAAGGAACGAAGGAAGGAAGCGGGAGGGGUGGACGAGAGAGCUUUAGCGAUCGCGAGCAGAAGGAAUGUACAAGAGAGCGAGCACACAGAGAGGGAGCGGCUGCCAUGGAAACUGAGGAGGAGGAGGGGUGCGGUGCGGUGCUCAAAUGCACGGGCACGGAGGAGCUAGAACACACGCGGCAUCGCGGGCGUCGCUGAGCGGUCGGCGAGAAAGGGCGGUGGUGGCGGUGGUGGUGGUGGUGGGGGGGAGCUCCGCUCGAGGCUCGACCGGAGUGCCCUACAGACGUCCUCGUGCCGGGCGAUGAAGCCGAGUCGCGGGCUCACCGCGUCGAGGAUGCACCACGGGUAGCGCUGGCGGGGCACGUGCAGUCCGAUUGCCGGCUCACCCCACAGCUGGCGUCAAAGCCUUUGCUCGAGCAAGCGCUAGCGAAGACUCAUGGGUGUAUGGCCACCUCUUUCACGUUGGCCUGACAUCUUGGAAGAGGAGCGCUAACGUUAUUCAGUGACCGAAACAAGAAAAAACCUCCCUCUCUUCCUCUGCGAAGCGAUGGACCCCGGGAGUUGUCUUCAUCUCAGCUCAACCUCAUAUCCGCCCAUACUGGAAACACGUUGACAUUCUCUUUAGCGGGGCAGUGGAGAAUAUUUACACGGCCCAGCCAUGGAGCCGCUCAGGGGCAACCCCGGUCAGCCGCGAAUCAACAUCAUCACUCGGCUGCAAACCGAGCGACCUCCAGUUGACACACCGUGGGACCCCAAUUCCACCAGCGGCCUGGACGGUGCCACGACGUUGGAACCACUCGAGGAAAACUUGAACUGUAGCGGGAACUUCUUGGACAUGGAGUGUUUCAUGAUCCUGACCAGGGACCAGCAGACGGCAAUCGGCGUGCUUUCGCUCACUAUGGGAAUCUUUACCGUGCUCGAGAACGCCCUGGUCCUCUUCAUCAUCUUCCGCACGCGGAGCCUUCGCAGGAAGCCCUCGUACCUCUUCCUGGGCAGCGUGGCCUUCUCGGACCUGCUCUCCAGCAUCGUGUUCGUGUACAGCUUCACGGACUUCCACGUCUUUCACCGCAAGGACACGCAGAACGUCUUCUUGUUCAAGCUGGGCGGCGUCACGGCAUCGUUCACCGCCUCCGUCUGCAGCCUCUUCCUCACCGCCAUCGACCGCUACAUCUCCAUCCACCAGCCGCUGUCCUACAGGACCAUCGUGACGCGCGUCAGGGCCGUGACGGCGCUGAGCGUCAUGUGGACGAUAGCGCUGUUGACCGGCGCCCUGCCGCUCAUGGGCUGGAAUUGCCGGCAGCUGCACUCCAAGUGCUCGGACAUCUUCCCGCACAUCGACAAGAUGUACCUGCUCUCGUUCAUCAGCCUGGUGACCUUCCUGCUCGUCGUCAUCAUCUACGCGUACGGCUUCAUCCUGUGGAAGGCGCACCGCCACACCACCAACAUGAUCAGGCGGGCCUCCACCAAGAUGAGCCGCGUGUCCGUGACGGAGAGGCGCAAGGUGGAGCAGCACCGCAUGGACAUCCGCCUGGCCAAGACGCUGGUCCUCAUCCUGGUCGCGCUCAUCAUCUGCUGGGGGCCCGUGCUCACCAUGAUGGUGUACGACGUUUUCGGCAGCGUGGACAACCACAUGAAGCGCGUGUUCGCCUUCUGCUCCAUGCUGUGCCUCAUGAAUGCCACCAUCAACCCGGUCAUCUACGCCAUGCGCAGCAAGGAUCUGCGCAUGGCGUGCGCCAUCACCUUCCGUCCGCCACGCAGCGUCACGCAGCCGCUGGAGAACAGCCAGGAGAGCGACGGGCAGGCCAAGUCCACGCUCGCCACUGGCCAGGCACCGGCAACUGGCCAGGCCCCGGUGCCGGCCGCUCCUGCUGCUGCUGCUGCCGUCACUGUGGUCGACAAAGCCAGCGAGGCGACCGAAAACGUCUGCGCCCCUUCCACGUCGGGCCUCGCCCGCCAGCCCAAGACGGCGCAGAUUGUUCUGGAGACGGGCGAGCGCGUUCCUCCACAGGCCGUCUAACAAGGCGGGUGGGUGGCUCGAGGUGGAAGUCCAAGCAGGAUCCAAGGGGAGCAAACAAACACACGGCGGUCAUUACAACGAAGCUGCUCGCGUCAAGGAAUUCGUUCGGGCGAUGCAGUUGCGGAGUUUGUAAGCCCGGAGACUCGGUGAGGCUUUCCCGGGUAAAUAAAUGAGAACGGGAAGUUGAGGGGGUUUUUUUUCACAGCUGUGCGGCUGUAUCCUGUGUUCGGGGAGCUUCUUCAGCAAUUCAGUUCCUGAAAAAGCAACCCAGCACGUGGAGCAAAACGUUGGACAUAAUGCCGAGUAAUGCGAUACAAUUCGAAAACACAUCAGAGCGCUAAACCAGAAGGUUAUAUUUUUCAAAAAGGAUUUUGCCUUCUUACUUGGUGGCGACAGUCAACUGGUUAUAACAUGUUGUGCAAAAUCACGGUAAGAAUUAAGAGAAUGUUCUUUUUGGGGUGGCCGUUAUGAUAGUGUGCUCUCUUAGCCGCUCUGGCUGUGGGUUAAGCCCCCCCCCCCCCCCCCAGUGCUUUAAUCUGUCUGGCUCAGUCGUGGGGGAGCCUUCAGUUCCUCGUCGAGUCAAAAGGCCCCAUUUGGAGUCGCGCGGUAGAUUAACUGCUUUGCGCAAUUGUGUUGCGUGACGUGUGGUCGUGUGCGCAUGUGCUGCGAGUAAUACUUUACUUACACUAUAUGAGAUACGUUAUUAUAAGUGCGUAUAAAAGAGGACAAAAAGUUCCUUUAAAAAAAAUCCAUUCAAAAAAUACUAUGUAUAUAUGUAAACAUUUAAUGUGCGACAUUAAUCUGCGAAUAAGCUGAACAACUCAUCUGCCACCGGACUCAUACAAUUUUGCACCAUGAAUGUCACCACAAUUUUUAUUUUUAUUUCGAGCGUUUCGCUUCGCCAUAUAGAACUGCCCUUUUUUAAAUGACGCUAUUGACACUCCAUUUUGACGUUUCAAAGUCUAAUCCGCUUUACCUCCCCAUCAUGGGGGGUAGGGGGGAAGAGUGGAAAUUGCCAGCUUAGAGCAGCGGAGGUGAAAGCAUUGGCAGCGAGAGGAAUCAUUGCGUCUGACUUUUGCUCCUCUCUUCCAUUGCAUAACUCAUCAGGUUUAGCAACUGAUUUUAAUAAAAUUGCCAUGAUAAUAGAAUAAGUGAUGUUUUUGCACGAUUAAUAUCUUUAACUUUUAGGUUUAAAAAAAUUACGGUUUAAUUUUUUUCCUUCUAAAAUUGGUCAAACAUCCCAAGUAUUCCCUACGUAAACAGUCUUAGGGUCUCUCAGUGAGGCUUUUCUGGGUAAUAUAAAAGACACCGUUAUUAAAUCAAGAAGAAAAUAAACAUGCCGGUUGACACCGGUUGUUACAGCACGCAGCUCGCAAUCACAUAAUUGUGAUUUCAUAUCCUCCGUCCAAGGAUCACUUUUGCACUUUAUCCCUCGGAAACUUUAUAUAUUGAGUACCAAUUUAUGGAAAGUCAACGGUGGGUUUUUCCAAGAUCAGGCCAUAGAAAUGUGGAAUUUCCCCUUGUACAAACAACACAUACACGCUGGAUCAUGCUUGCUUGAGCAGGAACCUAUUCUCACACCACUUACGAUAUGUAAAUAUUUUUGUUAUCCAUAUAAUCAAUAAGAAUUUAUCAUGCUCAAAUUAUAACACGUCUCAAUGUGCAGUCUCCAUUUGCUUAUGUGUAUGUUGUGAUUCGGUGAUGCACAAGAUGAAACAUUUACCGAAUAUGUAACGGUUGCGGGUGAAUCGAUGGUGCAGUAGUUGGCGCACUACACAGGCAUCCAGCAAGCAAAUGACCUGAAUUCGAGUUCCAUCCAUUGUAGACAUCAGUGGUGAGUGAUAUCUGGACCAGUUUUGGGUGCCUUCCCACAUCGAAACGUACUUACCAGUGUAGUGAAGUAUGGUAGGUUUAAAAAAAAUAACCCCCAUGACUGACAAGACAUGAGGAUACCUUCAUGCAUAUUGACAAAGGGCUAAAAAAAUUAUUAAUAUUAUCAUUAUUCUUAAGGUUAAUUUUUUUAAUUUUUAAAUCGAUCCAAGUGGCUUCUGGUACACGGUGUUCUGUUUAGUUUGAGUUGCCUGCUGUGCCGGCUGCCCAGUAACGCGUUGUGAUUCAUAGCCUGGUUUAUCAGCAUGUGGCUUUGCGAGGGCUCAUCCUGCACAUGGCUUAUCUAUGCUUAACAGGGGUGCGGGAGUUACAUUGAAUGAAAUCAAUAUAAUUACUGCGAGUCGCUGUAACUCUCUUCUUUUUUAAUUUCUUUUCUACCUCGCCAUAAUGAAUAGUCAUUAAAAGUGUAAUGGCGUCUGCUUAAAUUCACGGUGCUCUUUUAGGCACGUUCUGAUUUUGUUUCUGAUAGCGUGGCCUUUAUCUGCUGUGCUCUUCGCAAUUCUCGUCGCAAGCUACAAACGUCCUAACCCUCCGAGCGCCAAGUUCAAGGCGUCCCAAACAAAGAAGGCAAAAUCCUUUUUGCGCAGGACAUUACGUCUGAUGUGCGCCACCCUGUCGGCGAAUUGUGAUAACUUUGCCAAUGAUAAAAUACCACGUGGAUAGCCUGAGCCAGAGCCAUGCCUUUGGGCUCCCAUCCCACGCCUGGGGAUUCUCUUGUUUCCCAGCCGUUUCCCGAACACCGUGCGGGCCUCACAAACCAAAGCAGCCCCGUCCCCAUCGACCUGGCUGGGUCAGGUUUGUCGAACAUCGCAAAAGUGAGCGGCGUUUCUUUCUGUGCCACGGCGCGCCCGAGAAUCAGGUGUGGAGGAUCUUUCACCACCACCCAGUGCUGGACUAAGCUAGUGCGGAGCCUGUAGCAUCAUAUGUUAUAAAGGGGGCCAUAAAUAAAGAAAGAAAGAACACGCUUUAAUAUUAAAAUACUAAUUUUUAACUUGCAUAGUAAAGUAAUUGUAUUUUUUUUCAGUUGCUAUACAGCGAGAUCAUUCGACAAAUCGCUAACCUCAAACACCCAGUCGUUCAUAAAAGUUUAAGGUGGUAUAGUACUAUAGUAAUAGAGCAAGUGCAGAAUCACUGAACCGGAAUUGAUAGCUUGAAAGCAUUUAGCGCGGGGCCCUUGAAAGUGCGGGGCCCGUAGAAUCUACAUGUGUAGCUACUUUUGCUACUACGGUAAUCCGGCACUGCACCACCACCACCACCACGAAUGGCAACCGUGAAUUGUCGCACAGCCGCCGGCAUCUCCCGCACAGGCCCUCAAAACACAUUCCUCACCGGCAUCGUUUGCUUUGGAGAGGUUAGGCACAGCCAUUACUAUUAACUGAAUGAUUAAUUGUUUUGCAUGCGGCUUGCGCUAAUUGCGAUGGCCACCGGCGACCUCGGAAAUUUCACACGAAAAAAAUGUUUCCCCACUGGAUGGAAACGCGGAGAGAAUAUAUAUAUAAAAAAUUCAAACGCUGCCACCGUUCCCACGAAAGCAUUCAAAGCUGCAACAGUAUAAUCAGUUAUAAAUGGUUGGUGUCGGUUUUAGCGCUUUGUUAUUCAAAAGUCAACGUUGAACUGCAGUGUGUUUGUAGAAAGAAAAAAAAACUGGCUUUAAUUUAUACACGGUUGUAGCGAAGUAAAGCCAAUUUUAUUAACGAGAGUCGUCUAAGAUAGUGGGUCUAUUCAAGGUGCCUAAUUCAAAGCACCGUGUGAAACGCUAAAUAACUUAACAACUUAUAGUGCGUUGCAAAUCUAUAUCUUAUACAUACGGUAUACAAUCUAUAUGCGGAGUGAUAUUUUGAAUGUGCGUACUGUGACCUGCGUACGUGAGCCUCGUGCGACUCCCACUGUGGUGCUGUCUAAUGUGAUGUGCGGGUGUCCACCUCUCGGUUUUUUUUAUGGCUGAUGAUGCCUAUCGGGGAACUCGCUCACAUAACGUCUAAUCUGGCUGUCCGCCUGGGUGGAUGGAUCAGGUGUUUGACCGCCUGUGCAUUAAGAUAGCACCUGUGGCAAAAAAAACACACACUACAGUAGACAAUGUUUUAUGCAUGUAAGCAGUUGUAAUGGAAGAUUAGGCCAAAUACCAUUUGGAGGGCUUCUCUAGCGGAAGCCCUUUCACGAGCAGUGGCAUGAGCGUGUAAUUGCAGGGAUGCACCUUGAGCUAUAUGACCAGUGCCUCUGACCAAAUCACCUAGGAUGCAUCAAAUCUCAGAAGCCGAGCAGGCGUGAGCCUGGGUAUUGAUUGGAUGGGUGACCGUCAUGGAUCGCAGGUGUUUUAGGCUGCAGGGAUAACGUGGGGGCAAUAGAGGGCAGACCGGCAUAAUACAUCAAUGUACUAUACUAUGCUCCCAAGCCUAUGGUCUGCACCUUCACCAACCUGUAUUGACCAGCCAUGGUGACGUAUGGUCAAACAACCACCGCGACUCGCACGGAGCGGGAAGGCCCUCAUCCAGCAAUGGGUUGGCAAAAAGGGCUGUACUGUGUACAUGUAUAUAAAUAUUAAUAUAUAUAGAUUAACCCAGUAAAUAGAAUCAGCAUAUGUGAAGGGGAGUAGUGGUGGUGGCUUGGCUGACCGAGUGAGAUCCAGUUUCUACGGGGUCAGGUUACACGAUCUUGAUUUUUUUAAGUUUUCGUGACUGCAGGAAUCCACGCUCUUUGGUUAUUUCGGUAUACCUACGUACGUGACUUUUACCGAAAGAACCAAAGAGUACAGGUUACACAAGUUGAAGGUUUGAUUCACAGCACUACUCGGUGGCAUUGCUGCCAAAGUUCACCGUCUAUUGUAAAAAUAAAACGGCGAUCAGGACCACGCAAGGUCGCUUCAAAUGCGUAGGCAGCAGCUGUUGCGAUAUCAGUGCCAUGCACGAACUGGCGCAUUUAUAAACAAAUUUAUGAUUGUAAGGAGCGGGGGGGGGGUGAAGCAGACCAAACAAAAACUGAAAAGCGGACACCCCAUACAUUAUUUGACCAAAUGAAAUGCACAGGAAAUGUAUAACUUGUGAACUUUUAGUUGUGAAAGGUUUCUGUCACCGCACUGAACUCUGUAUGAUUCCGACCCCUGGGCUCUGUUCUGGACAUGUGCAGUGUAGGCUCCUGCAAUGCCAUGCAGUCAGUGUUUGCCUGGAUGGGUUAAAAUAUCAGACUUGAGGUCGGGAUUGGAAGACACGAGGGAAGUGUCGGGUCAGAAUAUGAAUUCCCUUCACACAAAUGGAAUGUUUCCGACCUCACUGCUGACAUCUGUGCCUGCACUUUAAGAGAUGGUUCCAACAUACACAAGUGCCAACAGUGAAAAGGGAUCAGUCUGUUCUGUUUCGAAGGUUCGGUGUUAUUCGGAAGACUUUAGAUAUCUCACGCUGAGUUGUAGAGGAUUUGUGGUUCCUUUUUUUAGUGUUGUUUUCUUCUACAAGUUGAUAUCCUCUGGAACAGCGUGCGUGUAGAGGGGUGAAUAUGUGUAAAGGUGGCUUUAAAAAAAAUCUAACGAAAUAUAUGUCAUAACUUUGAUAAUCAGACUGUUGGAAAUUAUUUCAGAGGUUCCUUCUUUUCUCAGAAGGCUUCCUACUGUGUCGUAGGUUUAUGUUUGAAAGCGUUUUUAUCUCUCUCUCUUUGAGCACUUGGCCCCAUAGAGGGUUCUGUAGAGGGUACUCUGCGCUAUUUCUCACGACUUACAUUUCGUCGUUGCUUCUACUCGGGGCACUCGGGGCAAAGGGAUUGACUGUGCAUCCCGACUUUGUGUUUUUCUGCUGUGGUGCCGUGUGGCAAUACUAAUGGCAAUGAUAAUUCAGUACUUCGUAUUGUGCAAUAUGUGUUUUGUGUGCUUCAGUAAAACUGUGAUUGCUUCUUUUAAAGUCACGCAGACAAUUACAUUCGCGGUGGUGGGUGAGGAACGACCCACAAUUCUUCGAGACCACGACGUACACCUGCAGUCCUUUCCCAACAAAGCGUCUUGACCGAGCGUAGAUUAUUCCCGUGGAAGCCACAUCGAUGUGAGGAACGGCCUGUCACUUGUUUUUUUCCGGACGGUACUCACUCGGGCGACUGUCAUCAGAACAGCCCCUUCUCAGCCGCUGCCGCGAUGUUCAUCAGUCUCGUCGAACGUCCAAAACUUGGCUGACCUCAAAAAAACAAAAACCCUCGUGGCUUUGCCGCCUGCGGAACGGUUGCCGGCAGCUUUCACAGUUCCAGCAACGCCAAUGUUUGUUCGUUGAAAGAAAAAAAAGAAAUCAUGGUUCGUGAAAAUAUCCGGCAAGCGUCGCGAAAAGAGACACCCGAAAAAUGCGGCGGCCCGUGUUAAGACGCCGGAAACCUCCGGAAGUACGAUAAACACUUCCAAACGCGUUGUUGAACAAUUGCGUCGGAAAAUGGAUCAGACACCCCGCCCCCCCUCCCCCCCCAAGUGGCGCACGAGGUGGGAUGCGACGGUGUUCAGUGGUCACUCGCGUCUCUCGCGAGUAACGAGACGCUCGUCAUCGAUGCUUACAACCCGUGUGGGCCGUGGCAGACUCCAGUGAGCACAAAUUACCGGCGGAUUGCUCGAUUUGUUGGCGUUGUGUAAUCUGUAAAAAAAAACGAAGGCCACCCAAAGGGGCAUCUCGAAGUGCGGUUACGGAAAAGUUUUCCCAAAGAGAUGUGGGGGGGAUCGUGCGUUCAAUCGGCCUUGUGCUGCUGGACUUACAGUGCAGAGGCAGGCAUGGUUAACCAAUGCCCUGUUACGCCGUGUAACCCGGAUACACUGCAUAACCUGGAGAGUCCCAAUUUCACUCCCUGUAUUGAGGCGAGUGCAGUUUUACUCAGAGUCGCUGACUCUGAAUUAAACUAGUGUGUGGCAAUCUAAUAUCUCAUUUUCAUGGACUCGAGUGCACUCAAGUUGGCCUGAUUCAUCCUAAUUUGGCCUGAUCUCUCCCAGAACCCUGAGUUGAUGGACGAAAUCGAGCUGGUGCAAAUCAAAUAAGUGGUGUUUCCACGAUGUUUCGAGUUAGUCGCUUUAUUACAUUAGUUAGGCAAAAAUAUUUCCCGGAAAUGUAUAUGUCCACUCAGACUGAAAUUUGAUGUAAAAUUUAAAACAGUGCAGCAUAUGAUGUGAAAUCAGCCCAUAGAGUCCAGGCACCUGCCCGAAUUGGCAGCCAACACAAAGUUGCCUACAAACAUGGAAGUGGAGUUUUGGACGGGGAAACUCGAGUUGUGUGGUUCAUUGAAAAGUGGGGGUAUCAAAGUGCUGGAGUCGAGGCUUAUUUAAGAAAGUCGCUCAUUACCGCAUCCGCCUUCCCAGGCAUCUCGCUGCCGUAUUUUGUGUUUAGCUUUCUCUCUUCCUCCGCCCUCCUCUACACAUGCGGCCUCCCCACCAAUACCAUCCGCUCCCAGGAGACCCUCUGCCCCAGACUGGUAUUGCCUUCUGCUGACACACGUUGAUAAAUGAGCAUUCGCUGGAGAAAUCAAAGUGGAAUCGCAUGAAAUUGACAGGAGCUGGGGAAUAAGGAAUCUGAUGCAAUUGACUGUAAUUUCUCAGGCGCAGAGGCGUGUGCUUAUUGCUAAAUCCCUCCACACAGCGACACUGCCAAGGUAAAGAGAAAAAUAACUAUUGAAAAGAGUCAGACAUGUUUAAAGAAACGUCGUUUUAUCAUCAAUAUUAUCACAAAAUGUGAAUGUUUCAACAGUGGAAUGUGCAUUUAUGGGUUUCCUUUUAGCAGAAGCAUGUCCAAUAAUAUAAUAAUGGCCACAGAUUGGCACUGAAGACAAACGGCCAAGUUGCAAGAUAAACCAAUACAUUUAUUUUUAACACGUGGAAUUUGCACAUCACCGGCAAGCGGGAAUUCCCUUUCCCAAACAUCCAAACGCAGCCUUCGAGAGUUGCGAAAGCAGCGGGAAGCAAGCGAGCGGUGCCGCUGAUUGGCUCGUUUAGACUGCUUGAGCAUUAUUGAGUUUCUGGCGACACUGCGGUCAGCAGGGAGCUCGGGCUCAAUAGGGGAGGAGGAGCAGUCCCUUCUCAAGCAGGGCCCCACGCCUGUCCUCCGAGACGAACGCCACGUGAUGUUGUCAUACAAAUACGAUGUCUGACGUCGGCUUGGCUUCGCGCCUCCGCUCGUGUUCGCCGUUCUGUGGCAGGCAAAACUGCCUGGGUUCUUGCAUUGCUCCUGAUGAUCUGGAACGACGUUUCAGAGUAGCGGCUGUAGCUUGAGUGGGUUUCAUUUGGCCAAGCUUGAGCGCCUGAGAAACAAGUCGGCAGUGAUAUACAUUUCCCUACCGCUGUGACGGUUGAAACAGUGGUGCAAGUUUAUUAAAUCCCCCUGCGUCUAUCAAUUUGUGCAUGGUGGGGUAAAGUGUGGGUACUUUAUACAUUAGCCCACAACAUGCCAACGUGAAAGAGUAGACCAAAAUACCCUAUAGAGGGGCUCUCUAGAGCUUUGUCUAGUGGAAGCCCUUCCACCAACAGUUGUGUAAGCAAGAACUACUUUCAGGGCUGCACCUUUACCAUUUAUAAAUUAUCUUAGCCACACCCAGUGUGGUCAAUCUACUAAAUCCAGAUUAAUGUGUUAUUUUUUAUCAAAUGACUCCGUCUAAUCGCCCAAUCUCUGUAUCCUAAAAAUGCAGCUGUGUCACGAGGCAGAUACUCCGAACACCAAGCUCGGAUUAUUGUCUCUUCGUGCCACCACUGACAGAUGGCAAACGUGGUCCACAGCUGAAUUCGGUCGUUUUCACCAUCGAGGGCUGCUGUCUCAAUCUGAACUGCUUUCUCAUUCCAGAGGAAAUUAACUUUACCUGGCCCCCUGCGAUUGGAAGCGGCAUUGGGACGGGAAGGGGUGGGGGGGUGUCGUCAGACUUAAGUAAAAUAAUUGACUCGGCAUCAUAUUUGAAAUGAGGAUUUUCUUUAUUUGUUUUACGAUAGGUCUCAUUCGGAGAGACUUUACCAAGCACUGAGAGCAAAGACCACUCUGGAGAAACCCUGCCCGCAAUUGAUCUUUUUAAAAACGUAGGCACGGUGGCCCCGCUUCACCGCUCACAUUUAUACUCGCCUAAUUAGGCGCUCGUUAGUUACUCGGCACAGCUGGAUUAAUUGCGACUGGAGAGUCGCAAGAGCAGCUCGUGACCUGUCGUGAGCGAAACCCAUUAAGCGCCACUCCCCCAAAGUCGCAUUGAUCUGUUUCAACACCUCUCGCUUCCCGUGUCUAAAUUUAACGUCUGUUUCCAUUUGGAUUAUUCCCUCUCUGAGGUCAACCUUCAACCUGAAAUCGGCGUCCUCCUCCAUCGGUUCUUGCAGGGAGGGCUCCGCAUCCUGCGGUUGGCCUAGCCAACAGAGGUGUUCUUCGGCACCAAACAUCAUCUCCGCACAGAACAGCGGUGCGGACACUGCUGGUGUAGUGGGUGUCCAGACACCUCCAAUGUAUUUUUUUCUAGACGUACGAUAUGAGACCGGCCGGGUGGCUCAGCGGUAGAAUGAGUCGGCGGCUAGUAGUGAGGUAGGUUUAAAUAUGCUGCAUCUUACUUUCCGAAGGAUCUUAUAAUCCGCAGAAUAUGGUGUGCUGAACUUCUUUCGCACCGUACGUAGCCAACCGUGCUAAUCGUAGGUGCGGAGUAAGGACAACAAACUAAACACAAAAAGAAGUUCUGAGAAAAUUACUUUUCAAUCUAGAGUUAAAAGUGUGUCGCUCCAGUGGCUUCCUAAUAUCGUAAGGAAGAGCGUUCCAGACGUCCGCAGAAGCGCAUCUGAAUACGCCGCACGACGUGGCGACCGUCCUUGUUCGCCGGUCAUCCCAAAGCCGCUGCUGCAAGGAUGACCGGAAUUUGCGUGGUGAUGGUCUAUGCUCCUUGACGAGAUCAGCGCGGCAGUGUGGUUCAUUUGUGGCGAACACUCUGUGCGUAAUAGUGCAGCAGAACUCCCUAACCACCCGGGAACCAUUCAUUCAUAGGGCCCCACUACACCUAAAUGCCAUCCCAAGCGUAGCUGUGUACCUCCCGAGGUAGCGCUCUUCAUCGGAGUAAAAACCACAACGUGCCAAUCCGUGCCGAGGCAGCUCAACUCCCCUUCGUUUUUUUUGUGCGCGAAUACCCUUUUUUCUCAAUUUCGGAACAUAUCGAUGAGGGGUGGCCUCAUAGAACACUCCUGUGUCACCAAAUGUGAUAAAUCAUCUCCCCCUGAUCGAUGAUCAGUUCAAUUGUUCAACUCAUCGGAUAACACAAAAAUAGUUGGGUAGAGGGUGGAAGUCUAUCUCUCCUCUGUUCUUUGCUUGUGCUGCUGGAUGGGAGGUGAUGGGCUGGAGCUUGGUGGCAAUCAUCGAUAUGAUCAGUCCACUGCCACGCUGGGCAUGGAUUGUAGGGGGGUUUUGACCUUUCGGUUGGGGCGGCAGAAAUGUUUAAAGGGGGUACUCGAUUAAUGGGACCACAACGACAAAACGACUGUGAGUCGAUUACAAAAUAUGCCGUAGAUUAAUCGACUAAUUAAUGAUCCCAGAACCAAAUGAGAGUAGCUUCGUGUUCUCACGUCUACCCUGGGACGACACUCCCCCAGGGGCCAAACUCCACCACUGCGCGCAUCUUGGUCUGCCUAAGCAUGGAAUACGGCGAGGUGCCUCGAGUGGACUCGUGCCGAUCACGCGUCCUAAUGAAGCUGGCACCACGCCAGAUUAAUGAAUCACCUCCCUGAACAACAACAACAACAAACCCCACUCAAGAGCUCACCCCAUUGCGGGCACCGCCCGUGCGUUCUGCCCCCAUUCCGCUUUUAACUGCCAGCGGGAACAUUUACGGGGCCGUAAUUUUCUUCCAAUUGACACGGCGGUCAGCUGCGGAGGCAGCCGCGCGGCCCAGCGAUGCUUUAGAAGUGGCUGUUCCGGAGCACGCGCUCUGGAAAUGGUGGCGGAUGGUGGUGGUGGCGGCAAUUAGGGCUGCAGAAUUUGUAGGUGUUGUCUUUAAAACAAAGUGCCGUGCUUUCUUCACCCUGUACAAUGAUUGAAGCGAAGGUGUUCGCGAUAACGGUAGCAAUGAUUAAAAAAACAAACGGAUGACUGAAGUGAGAAAAAAAAUGUGUCUUUUUAUCUGAAUGUAGAUAGCGUUUAUCUUUCUGAUGAUGGUUGAUUGAGGUGAAGGAUUUAGACUGGUGAUGGUGAUGACAUCAUAUUUUAAAAAUCGAGAGCAAAAUGGUUUGAUCUUUCAAUGUGUACAGCCAGUAUUAAUUAUCGUGUUCAUGAUGUUGUAUUGCUGCACUGUAUGCUGUUUACAUUUCCAAUUGUACUGAGUCUGUGCAAUAUGUAGACUCGCGGUGUCCUGUGAUCAUAUUAGUGAAGUAGAACGUCUGUGAUGACAGCAGUGACAAAUAAAAAAUAAAAAAA